AUGCACGCGGAUAUUGUCUGUCUGCAGGAGACGCAUGCCGCAUCUCACGCUGUCAUUCAGAGUUGGUUUCGAAAUUCUGGUUUUUUGGUCGCUUCCUCAUCUGUUUCGAACAAGCGGUGUGGAACGGCAAUACUAGUGAAGGACACUUUCACGAUAACACAAAUUAAACGGGAUGAAGAGGGGCGAUUCUUGCAGGUCGAGGUCGCCCUGGAGGAUCACAAACUUCGCUUUGUCUCUUUGUAUGCGCCGAACAAGAAUCCGGCACGUAACACCUUUUUGUCUUCUGUCCCCGACUUUGUGGAUCUUGCUUAUCCCACGUUCAUCUGUGGUGAUUUUAAUGCGGUCCUCGAUCCUCAACUGGACAGGCGGCGUAGAACAUCUUAUGCCGGCCCUUCUCGGUCCUCUCUAUAUCAGGAAAGUGUUGCAGCAUUGCAAUCGUUACUUGAUGCAACUCAGACCUUUCCAGUUUGGCGUACACGGCAUCCUACCGAGGUUGUCUAUUCCUGGGACCACCCAUCUGGGGAAUUUUCCUCACGUAUCGAUAUGAUAUGGGCACCCACUUUACUUCAGCAGUCCAUAGGCGAUUGCAAAUACCACCCUUCUUUUUUUUCCGACCACCGAUAUAUGCUUCUUUCUUUUAACACAGACGACGUGUUUGCACGUGGUCCGGGGGUCUGGAAAUUUAACGCGUCUCUUUUGGACGAUACUGACUAUUGUUCCCUCACUCGGUCUUUCUGGACUUUUUGGAAGACCCAAGAGGAUCCGUCCCUGGUCUCCCCGCUGGAUUGGUGGGAUCAGGGUAAAUUUUAUUUGCGUGAGGUCACACGCUGUUUUGCUCGUGCCCGAGCUGCCACGCAACUUACACAUCAGCGUUCCCUGAACAAGCAGUUGGCACAGCUUCAGAGGCGUUUCGAUGCUGGUGAUUCUGCUGCUUUUGCUGAGCUCUGUUCCAUCCAGGAGGAGAUUCGUGCUAUCCACCUUCGCGAAGCCAGAGCUUCUCAGGUGCGUGCUAGAUGUCGGUGGGCAGAGGAAGGUGAAACUUCUUCGGCUUUUUUCCUCAGCCUUGAGAAAAAGCAUCGGGCUAAGCAAGUGGUGAGCAGCAUUCGCGAUCCUGACUCUGGUCUCGUCCACCAUGACCCUUUUGCCAUCUUGGGUACUUGGCGGCAAUAUUACCAGAAGCUCUUCACUGCUGAUGUGUGUGAUGCGGCAGCGCAGGACGCUGUCCUUGCACAAUUAACCAGGUCGCUCAGCAAGGCAGAGGCGGAGUCUUGUGAGGGCCUUUUAACAAUUGAGGAGUGUCAUCGAGCACUUGCUGGCAUGUCUCGGGGCAAAACUCCAGGUUCCGAUGGAUUCCCCAUGGAAUUCUUCGUUACGUUCUGGGACGUGAUUGGCGUGGACCUAGUUCGCGUUUUGAACUGUGCGUAUGUGAGCGGGAAACUUUCUACUUCCCAACGGCGCGGUUUAAUCAUUGUCCUUUACAAAAAAGAUGACCGAUUAGAAACCAAGAACUAUCGCCCUAUUAGUUUACUUAACGUAGACUAUAAAAUCGCUACUAGGGCUAUUUCUGGUCGGCUUCUAGGUGUAAUCGGCUCGGUUAUCGGAUCGGAUCAGACGUGUGGUGUUCCUGGUCGCACCAUCUCCGAGAACCUCGCACUGAUCCGCGACCUGAUUGAGUACGCUGAUCGUGCUGAUAUACCUCUUGCCCUUCUUUCCCUAGAUCAAGAGAAAGCAUUUGAUCGGGUGGAUUGGGCCUUUCUCCAGCGAAUCCUUUCUACGUUUGGUUUUGGGGAUUCCUUUCGCCAGUGGAUUCGGCUGUUCUAUACAGAUGUUGAAUCUGCAGUGGUCAUCAACGGUUGGACCUCGUCGUUUUUUCAACCAUCACGCGGGGUCCGCCAGGGCUGCCCUCUUUCACCACUUCUCUAUGUUCUCUGCAUCGAGGCGCUGGCUUGUAUGAUCACAGCCUCUCCUGACAUUGAGGGUGUUGCUUUGCCAGGGCGUGACGAGGUGUUCAAGUGUUCUGGCUAUGCGGAUGACACUUCCAUUGCCGUCACUUCGGACACUUCAAUGGGGGCAAUUUUCGACACGUAUGCCCUGUACGAGAAAGCAUCUGGUGCCAAACUUAAUCGUGGCAAAUCGAAGGGCAUGUGGUUGGGCGCCUGGAAGUUCCGGCAGGAUUCCCCGUAUGGUAUCAAAUGGGUGAAGGAACUGCAGCUUCUAGGUGGUACCUUUAGCGCCGGUGCCUAUUCGGUUCCAACAUGGGAACCUCCGGUGAAGAAGCUUGAACAGCGGCUGUCAGCUUGGAAGGGUCGGCAACUCACUCUCCAAGGCAAAGCGACGGUCAUUAAUACGUUAGCCCUCUCCCAAAUAUGGCAUCUUUGCCAUGUUUUUGUCAUCCCGGAGUGGGCUAUCAAACGUAUCAAAAAGGCUGUUUGGGCUUUCUUUUGGUCUGGCCGCAAAGAGCUGGUUGCGCGUCGGACGGUUUGCUUGCCCAAAGCUCUGGGGGGUUUUGGCGUGAUAGAUUUUGAGCUGAAGGCCAAGGCUUUUUCCUUGCAGUGGGUGCGUCGUUACUUUUCGCCCACACCUGGCAAAUGGAAGGCCUUCUUCAGUUUCUUUCUCCUGUCAUGUCUUUCUGUCAUGCCAGUUCAAGCUCUCUCUGUAAAUACUUUCCCGCGUCGAUUAAUUUCUCUUCUGCCUUCGUACUACCAGUUUCUAAUCCGCGCCUGGUUUCAGUUUGACGGGGGUGUGGUGGACGGGCUCCUCUCUUUGGAUGUCUCGUCCAAUCGACCUCGCUCCCUCCCCGAAAUCAAUUCCCAUGCGGCCUAUGUCAUUGGCCGCCGGCUGGUCACUCCGGAACCUCACUGCAUUGGCAAGUUCCGUCCCACUUACGGUCCGUUGUAUUGGUCCCAGACUUGGGACCAAGUCCAUUUAACAACUUUGGACAGACCGGUGGUUGACGUGAACUGGAAGAUAGCGCACGGUGUUCUUUACACGGCCUCUCGUCUUGUCAACUCAUUCGGGAUGGCCAACAUCGAUGUGCGUUGUCACUGCCGUGCAGAUGAGGAGACGUUGGAACACCUUUUCUUCGAGUGUGCCUAUGCCAGGAUUCUCGUCGGUUGGGUGUACUUCAACCUCAUGGUUGUCUGUCCAUCCGCUCCACCCUUCACCGUCGAGGAAUUGCUUUUCGGGGUCAAUACAAACAGGCGUCGCAACGUCCCUAAGAUCAUCUUGUGGAUGUUGCAGGUAGUAAAGCACCACCUCUGGGUCGCUCGCUGUGAUUUUCGUUUUCGCGGUGUGCUGCGCACAGAGGCAGAGUGCUUGAAGGCAAUGAUCGCGCGCUUAAAAUUUUUGCUCAAAGUGCUUGCCGGCCGCUGUCGUUCUCCUUCUCAAAUUCGGUCGUUUGAGAAGCAGUGGUUGGCCAAUAAGACUCUUGGGCACUUUGAGGGGGAGAAGCUGGUCUUCUCAUUUUAA
Paramuricea clavata is the source of this 3468-nucleotide messenger RNA. NCBI's taxonomy places the organism in Eukaryota, Metazoa, Cnidaria, Anthozoa, Malacalcyonacea, Plexauridae. The record is from the annotation of a GenBank genome assembly.